GCGGGUCGAGGAGCUGUGUCCCGACCUGCCGGACCUGGAGCGCCUCAUGGGUGACAUCGGCGGCCUGGCGGACUCGGGGGCGCGCUACACGGAGAUGCCGCACGUCAUCGAGGUGACGCUGCCCAUGCUGUGCCACUACCUGCCCCGCUGGUGGGAGCGCGGCCCCGACGCCGCCCCCCAGGGCCCCUGGGCCACCGACGUCACCGGCCAGCACCUCAACGCCCUGCUGGGCCACAUCCUGCGCAUCGUGGUCAACAACCUGGGCAUCGACGAGGCCUCCUGGAUGAAGAGGCUGGCAGUGUUUGCCCAGCCCAUCGUGAGCAAGGCGCGGCCGGAGCUGCCCCAGGGGGUGCUGGGUCUCCCCUCGCGGGUCGAGGAGCUGUGUCCCGACCUGCCGGACCUGGAGCGCCUCAUGGGUGACAUCGGCGGCCUGGCGGACUCGGGGGCGCGCUACACGGAGAUGCCGCACGUCAUCGAGGUGACGCUGCCCAUGCUGUGCCACUACCUGCCCCGCUGGUGGGAGCGCGGCCCCGACGCCGCCCCCCAGGGCCCCUGGGCCACCGACGUCACCGGCCAGCACCUCAACGCCCUGCUGGGCCACAUCCUGCGCAUCGUGGUCAACAACCUGGGCAUCGACGAGGCCUCCUGGAUGAAGAGGCUGGCAGUGUUUGCCCAGCCCAUCGUGAGCAAGGCGCGGCCGGAGCUGCCCCAGGGGGGUCCCAGGGGAGUCCCAGGGCUGUUUUGGUGGCCCCAGGGUGGUCCCAGGGUGGUCCCGGGGCUGUUUUGGUGGCCCCAGGGCUCACGGUGA
Onychostruthus taczanowskii (white-rumped snowfinch) is the source of this 808-nucleotide messenger RNA. RefSeq lists its product as uncharacterized. Gene Ontology annotation, cellular component: smooth endoplasmic reticulum; calcium channel complex; sarcolemma. The record is from RefSeq and is a predicted model, not a curated record. Gene Ontology annotation, biological process: calcium ion transport. Lineage: Eukaryota; Metazoa; Chordata; Aves; Passeriformes; Passeridae. Gene Ontology annotation, molecular function: ryanodine-sensitive calcium-release channel activity. Bases 47 to 808 code for a protein of 253 amino acids. The transcript is spliced from 4 exons.